GAAGCAGAAAGAAGAAAUCAUAGCCCGGUAUGGCCACUCCAAAAAUCCUAACGACACGCAACUUCCUCUCCUCACCCAGAGGCGGCUUCCUCUGUUUCUCCACAUGGAUGACUCCACCCACCUCCCACUGCCACGACCCAAUCCUCACAACCAUUUCCGAGGCCAUCAAGGUCUCACCAACGAAGCCUCUCCACUCCUCUCUCAAGCGUAUCCUGCCUUCACUCACGCCCAAUCACCUCAUCGAUCUAAUCAACCUCAACCCACACUCCCUCUCCCCACCCUCUCUUCUCUCCUUCUUCAAAUGGCUUUCCACUCAACACCACUUUCGCCUCUCUAUUCACUCCUACUGCACUAUGACCCACUUUCUCUGCACCCACAAAAUGCUUUCGGAGGCCCAAUCUCUUCUCCAAUUCGUCGUCUCUCGAAAAGGGAAGAACUCGGCUUCUUCCGUCUUCACUUCAGUUCUUGAAGCUAGAGGUACCCAUCAAUCGAAUUUGGUGUUCAGUGUUUUGAUGAAUGCUUAUACCGAUUCUGGCUAUUUCUCGGAUGCUAUUCAGUGUUUUAGGUUGGUUAGAAAGCAUAAUUUGCAAAUUCCAUUUCAUUCUUGCGGCUACCUUUUUGAUAGAUUGAUGAAAUUGAAUUUGACCAGUCCAGCGUGGGCGUUUUAUGAGGAAAUUUUGGAUUGCGGGUACCCACCAGAUGUUUGUAAAUUCAAUGUUUUGAUGCAUAGGUUGUGUAAGGAGCAUAAAAUAAAUGAAGCCCAGUUGUUGUUUGGUGAAAUUGGGAAGAGGGGCUUGCGGCCUACAGUUGUUAGUUUCAAUACUUUGAUUAACGGGUAUUGUAAAUCAGGGAAUUUGGAUCAAGGGUUUAGGCUUAAGAGGUUCAUGAUGGAGAAUAGGGUCUUUCCUGAUGUUUUUACUUAUAGUGUUUUGAUUAAUGGGUUAUGUAAAGAGGGUCAGUUGGAUGAUGCGAAUAAGUUAUUUUUGGAGAUGUGUGACAGAGGCUUAGUUCCGAAUGAUGUUACUUUCACCACUUUGAUCAAUGGGCAUUGUGUAACGGGCAGAGCUGAUUUGGGUAUGGAAAUUUAUCAGCAAAUGUUGAGGAAAGGUGUGAAACCGGAUGUGAUCACUUACAAUACUCUGAUUAAUGGCCUUUGCAAGGUUGGAGAUUUGAGAGAAGCAAAGAAGCUUGUGAUUGAGAUGACUCAGAGGGGUUUGAAGCCUGACAAAUUUACAUAUACAAUGCUCAUUGAUGGAUGUUGCAAGGAGGGAGAUUUAGAAUCAGCCCUGGAAAUUAGGAAAGAAAUGGUUAAAGAAGGGAUUGAGCUGGAUAAUGUGGCUUUCACAGCCCUCAUUUCAGGGUUUUGCAGAGAGGGACAAGUUAUCGAAGCAGAAAGAACACUGAGAGAGAUGUUGGAAGCAGGUAUAAAACCAGACGAUGCCACAUAUACGAUGGUCAUUCAUGGGUUUUGUAAGAAGGGAGAUGUUAAGACGGGUUUUAAGUUGCUCAAGGAGAUGCAAUGUGAUGGCCAUGUACCAGGGGUUGUAACCUAUAAUGUGCUUCUGAAUGGGCUUUGCAAGCAAGGGCAGAUGAAAAAUGCUAAUAUGCUCUUAGAUGCAAUGCUAAAUUUAGGAGUGGUUCCCGAUGACAUUACAUAUAACAUCCUACUUGAAGGACACUGCAAGCAUGGAAACAGGGAGGAUUUUGAUAAGCUACAAAGUGAGAAAGGACUUGUUCAAGAUUAUGGUUCAUAUACUUCGCUAAUUGGUGACUUACGUAAAACCUGUAAAGAACGCCAAAAGAGAUGAUUGGUUGCCAUGGUUUACAAACUUAAGGUCUCCAGUCCAGACCUUCAAGUUGGGUGGGGCUUGUGUUUGUAAAUAAUUGCUUUUGUUUCCCUGUUAACAUGGAUUCAAUGGUGGGUUUUGGCCUCUGUUUAACAGACCAGAGAUUGGACUAAUAUCCAAAGCAGUGAACCAUUCAACUUCAACUGUCUAGCGUAAUUUUUGGUACAGGAGAUCAUGCAUACAUUGGUUGUGGCUGAAAAUUUUUUGGAAGGCUAGAUUUUCCGUCAUUUGAACUCCCUUAUUCAGUCUUUCUUUGGGAAUCAUGUUGACAACCACAAACUUUUCGGAAGUCUAGCUCUCCUAGAAAGGUUUAAGAUGCCAUGAAUUAUGAUGGAUUGAAUAUUUGCAGUGCUAAAGUUAUGUUCAGAUUAGAGUAUAUUUGUUGCCAUAAAUUAUGAUUAGUCAUUGCUUCUGUAGAAUUUGCCAAGAGUCAGUCAUCAUUGGAGUUUCCAUCAUCAUGGCCUGGGAAUUUUGAUUGGAAUUCGUUUAAUUUGGAAAUCUAGAUUGCUAUUACUGAAGGGAACAUUCAAGGCCUCUAAUUAAGAGGUCAGUGAUGUUAAUAAUCCAGCUUUCAAACUAUAUGACAAGGGUCUGGGGUUAGUGUCAUGUAAAAACCCAUAAUUUGUUGGUAGAAGUAAAACCUUGGUGGUGCUACUGGCCCUUCUCAUACAAGUUCAGCUGAAGACAUAAGAGGAUUCAGUGGGCAGUUGCAUAUUAUCUGGAAGUAAUAUCUUUCCUUAUUAGGACAAAUUGAAGCCCCCAUCCUAUUCUGGGUCUGGAAUCAGAAAAGCGAAGGUCCGAGCAUGACUGCAUUUUAUGUCAUCUCAUGAGUGAUUCUCAAAAGGGAAAUAGAGCUGUUUCAAAUGUUUGGGGAACCAAAUAGACUUGCUUCAGACAGUAUAAUUCAAAAAUGGUCUGACACUCUAGAUCUCCCUCAAGGCUUAUUGAAAUGAAAUCCUUCCUUGCAGUGCAAAUGGAAGAGAAAGAUGAGUUUUGUUGACAUUUGCUUUUGUGGACUUCUGCUUAAGUCAGUGGCCUUGUAAACAUAUGAAGCUGAUCCACCAAUUCAAGGAUUGGCACCCAAUCAUAUAAAGAUUAGUUGAUGAUGCUGUCUUGUAUCUUUGAUGUUUUAUUUCUGUACUAACACAAAUGAGAUUUCAUAGAUGCAGUUUUGCAUCAUAAUUUUCAUGGGAACAUGCUAAACUCUCAGAUAUGAUAGCAAAUUAUGAUGGUAAGAUUAUUUUGGCCCAUUUGAUUU
Vitis vinifera (wine grape) is the source of this 3105-nucleotide messenger RNA. RefSeq names its product putative pentatricopeptide repeat-containing protein At1g09680. The transcript has a single exon. The record is from RefSeq and is a predicted model, not a curated record. Gene Ontology annotation, molecular function: protein binding. The coding region runs from base 30 to 1808 and encodes 592 amino acids. NCBI's taxonomy places the organism in Eukaryota, Viridiplantae, Streptophyta, Magnoliopsida, Vitales, Vitaceae.